AGUCGUUGGCCGCUUCUUUCACAGGCUGCCGAUGCGUGCGGCUUUCAGCGGGCUAACACGCGUAUCAACGUGUCCUGGACGAGUUGUGCUGUCAAAGAAAAACAUGAAAACGCCCGAAAUGUGCGCAAGAGGAAGACGUGACGUCCAGGGACAUGGUUGUCCACGGCAUCGCCUCUGAAGAAGCGGAUACGCUAGCGGAGUGAAACCCGGAAGUGGUGUUUGAGGUCCCAGUUGCAACGGGCAACAUGACUGCCAAAUACGGCCUGGUGAGCUACAACAGCUCCCGGAAACACAUUUCGAUUUCCAUGCCGUCGUCCACGGAGGUGAUGUCGCCCCACAUAAAGUCUGUGGAGGAGCUGAGGGUCCUGGGAAUCAACCUAAGCAGCUUCAGUCCCCCCACGCAGUUCUUGAUCUGUGUGGCUGGAGUCUUCAUCUUCUACCUCAUCUAUGGCUACCUGCAGGAGUUGAUAUUUUCCAUUGAAGGAUUCAAGCCUUUCGGUUGGUACCUGACUCUGAUCCAGUUUGGCUUCUACUCCGUGUUUGGACUCGUGGAGCUUCAGCUCACGCAGGAUAAACGCAGAAGGAUCCCGGGAAAAACCUAUAUGAUCAUAGCCUUCCUUACAGUGGGCACUAUGGGCCUGUCCAAUACCUCCCUGGGCUACUUGAACUACCCGACACAGGUCAUCUUCAAGUGCUGUAAACUCAUCCCAGUCAUGAUUGGCGGGGUGUUUAUACAAGGUAAGCGCUAUAACGUGGCUGACGUGUCCGCUGCUCUCUGCAUGAGUCUGGGACUCGUAUGGUUUACGCUGGCAGACAGCAAAGUGGCCCCCAACUUCAACGCCACAGGUGUCCUCCUCAUCUCUAUGGCGCUGUGUGCGGACGCCGCCAUCGGAAACGUGCAGGAGAAGGCCAUGAAGCUCCACAAUGGCUCCAACUCUGAAAUGGUGCUGUACUCGUACUCCAUCGGUUUUGUCUACAUACUGACAGGCCUGCUUUGUGUAGGGGGACUGGGGCCAGCAGUGGCGUUCUGCUCCGAGCAUCCUGUGAAAACGUACGGUUACGCAUUCAUCUUCUCUCUCACGGGUUAUUUCGGCAUCUCGUUCGUGCUCGCCUUGAUCAAGCUCUUUGGCGCCCUGGUUGCAGUCACAGUGACCACCGGGAGAAAGGCCAUGACUAUCGUCCUUUCCUUCAUGUUCUUCGCAAAACCUUUCACUUUCCAGUACAUCUGGGGCGGCCUUCUGGUGCUCUUCGGCAUCUUCUUGAAUGUUUACAGUAAAAACAAAGAGAAAAUGAAGCUCCCCUCCAUCGGCGACCUCAGGGGCUGGCUGCUGACAGGAAAGAAAGUCCGACUUCUCUCCCAAAACGUAUAGGAGGCCCCCCCCCCUCCACCCCCGGGGGGCGUAGCGGAAGUCCUGCCAGUCGCUGGCAGACUGUUUGUGUCCGUUGAGAUGUAGAGUCGGGCCGCCUGUCACGGCGUGCAGAGGCACCUGCCGGAGCGCCCAGCCACACAUCGAGCAGAGGAUGGGAAUACGUGGUGUGACCGGCACAUCAUCAGCCUGAGAAAAAAAAAACACAGAUAAGUGAACUAGGACGAGUGACAGAGCGGCUGUAUUUCAUCACCACGUACCAGUACGUGACUGGUGUAGAGCCGGCUGGAAUCACUCAAACUAUCUGCAGCAAACUGAAGGAGAAAAACUAUAUUUUUAACAAGGGAAACAAUGGUUAUGGGCUCUUUUUUUUCCAAAAGCGACGGUUUGGACCCCCCAUACAAACCUUCCCGACAUGGAGGUCAACACUAAGGACUUUUCUCAAGGGAAGACGGCGCCUUAGUCAACCAAAAUGUUUUGCACCAGAAAUGACUUGUUCACGUAAAGAGUGGAGAAAUGUUGUAAGGAAAGAGUACAUAGCAUCACAAUGAAAGACACUAAUGAUAAAAGGGCAUAUUUGCCCCCCGCAUGUGCCAGAGAUAGGCAGCCUUGUUUUACAUAAUCAUUGUCUUAAUGAAGGUGGCUUCUCUUUUCGUAGUUUAUUGGUAAUAUAUAACUGGUUGUGCCCUAAUUCAAACAAUCUGUGAUUAUGUGGUGACAUUUUGGGGAAUAUGGAGAUAGUUGCUCCAGUGUACAUCGUCAGCUGCCCUAAUAAAAGGGUACCACUUUUUUCACAUUAAAUAUUAAAACUUAACAACCUCCACUGUCAGUUUUUUAUAUAUUAGAAAUAAAAACAAUUGUGUGUAUGUAUGGACACACUUCUCCAGUUUUACAGCUUGAGAAAAUAGUUGAAUUGUGUGUGUGCGCGUGUGUGCGUGCGCGCAUCCAGUGGCCUUGGGCAUGUUUGAUUAGGGAUCCUGAAAAAAGAUAGUAGUGCUAGAUGGAAAAUAAACAGCAGUCUUCACUUUGCCCAGGCAGUUCUUUUCAUUUGAAUCAUGUGUGAGAGAGAUUCACAUGCUAAAUGAUGAAGCUCACAUCUGGUAAUCAAGCAGCAAAAUGUCCUCUGAUGGUCCAUUUACAGAGAUUUUGUUGAUUAUGGAUUAUUGAUGUUUUGUCAAUGAUGUAUUUAAAUCAUUCCUGUAAUCAUAACCCAGCAUAUAUGUUCUUAUCCUCUGAACUUUUUUUAUAUUAAUAAUUUUGAUGUGAUAAUCUAAAAUACUUAAGAUUGAAUUACUCUCUGGGGAUUGAUGCAGGCCUGCAAAGUAUCUUGAGUAACGUCCUCAACUUUGGACGCAGAAUCCUCUUUGUCUUUCAAUCGGCUGACCGUGCAUUUGACCCCUAAAUGAAAACACACAGGUAACAAGACAAUUUCCUAACAGAGGUCAAAACAAGUGAACAUGUCCGCUACUUAAAAAAAUGCCCAAUCAGUAUCAGCUUG
Molecule: messenger RNA, 2865 nt
Organism: Pungitius pungitius (ninespine stickleback)
Lineage: Eukaryota; Metazoa; Chordata; Actinopteri; Perciformes; Gasterosteidae
Gene: slc35b3
Product: solute carrier family 35 member B3
Exons: 10
Coding region: 246-1370 (374 amino acids)
Biological process (GO): transmembrane transport
Cellular component (GO): endoplasmic reticulum membrane; Golgi membrane
Molecular function (GO): 3'-phosphoadenosine 5'-phosphosulfate transmembrane transporter activity
Source: RefSeq, a predicted model, not a curated record